UACUUGUAUAACACAAUUUCCAUGACUUUGAUGGAGGUUUAAUAAUACUACUGUUACUGUUACUUCUGUUGCUACUCACACCAAUUCAAUUCACUUCAAAUUGCAAUCAUGACGCCCACUACCCUCAGCGUCGUGGUCAAAAACAACUCGAAUGCCUCGCAGCUCUACGCCUACGUCACCGGCCGCGCAGCCCAGGGCCUCUUCUUCCUCAGCGCCGACGGCACCACUCCCUAUUUCCCAACUUCGCCGUCGUCCACCUUGCAGCCUCUCGCAAAGGACUGCGCCGUGGCCAUUGGCGGGCCGGGCCGGAGCCGCACGCUGACGGUGCCGCGGCUGGACGGGGCGCGGGUCUGGUUCAGCCAAGAGUCGCCGCUGACGUUCUUUGUCAACCCGGGCCCGGCGGUGGUGGAGCCGUCGGCGACGAAUCCCGCGGACCCGAAUUAUGGGAUUAGAUGGGCGUUUGCGGAGUUUACGUUGAAUGAGGCUGAGUUGUAUGUUAAUGUGUCGUAUGUCGAUUUCUUUAGCGUGCCGGUGAGUCUGAGGUUGGAGAAUGGGGCGGGCAAGGUGACGAGUGUGGAGGGGAUGCCGGCGGGUGCGUUGGAUGAGAUUUGUGGAAAGUUGAAGGCGCAGGCGGGUGUUGAUAAGGCGGGAUGGGAUCGACUUGUUGUGACGCAGGCUGGGGGGAGUGGACAGAACUUGCGUGCUUUGAGUCCCAACUCGGGGAGGGUCAUGUUCCAGGGGUUAUUCGACGGGUAUUAUCGCCCAUACGUGGACGCCGUGUGGAAGAAGUACCAGUCGAUGGAUUUGGUGGUGAACAUGCAGUUCGCCGACUGGGGCAACGCCGUCGGUCGAGUCGAUGCCUCGGGCCAGACGCUCACGUUUUCCGGCGGCGGAGGCAGCUUUGCUAAGCCCUCGGAGGGAGACAUCUUCUCGUGCGACUCCGGGCCUUUUGCGCACGGGGCGGGCGUGUCGGACAAGCAGUUGAAUGUUGGAGCGCGGCUGGCGGCUGCGCUGAACAGGAGCACGCUGCUGGACGCGGUGCCGCACCCGGAGGGGGAGGACGUGAGCAUGUAUUAUAAGGAGGCUGUGACGAACCACUAUGCGAGGAUUUGUCAUGAGGUGAGUGUUGGGGGGAGGGGGUAUGCGUUUCCGUAUGAUGAUGUUGGGGCGACGGGGGGGACGGACCAGAGCGGGUUUUUGAAUGAUGGGGAUCCGAAGGUGUUGACGAUUGGUGUUGGGGGGCCUCUUUGAGGGGGAGUUUGAUGGAGGGAGAUGAGUGGAAGAAGAGGAUGAGGUGAUGAUGAUAUUGUAUAUAUGUAGAGAUUUGUUUUGGAUGUUGGGAUGUGUUGGCAUUGGUGGACUUGGUUUAUGGAUGUGAGACUUGUAUAUAUGGAUUGAGGUACAUGGUUUUUUUCAUUAUAUGUAUUAGUUUGAUGAUUUAUUUUGGUUAUAUGUAUGAGUUUGACUUCUUUUGUUAUAUGUAUGAGCACAUGAAUUGUUUUUAUUAUAUGGAUGAAUUUGCUAUAUUCUAUUCUAGUUCUUUGUUAUGUUAAGCUUCGGCCUAGACAAUCUCACGACGA
Molecule: messenger RNA, 1580 nt
Organism: Trichoderma harzianum CBS 226.95
Lineage: Eukaryota; Fungi; Ascomycota; Sordariomycetes; Hypocreales; Hypocreaceae
Product: glycoside hydrolase family 64 protein
Exons: 1
Coding region: 109-1251 (380 amino acids)
Source: RefSeq, a predicted model, not a curated record